AUGCAGAAGACUUCGUCAUUCGAAGAGAUGAAUGCUUCCAGUAAUGUGAUGCGCAUUGCAGUGGGGAUCACUGCAGCUCAAGAAAAUAGUGCUGGACGCGACCACGAUCACGAAACUACAAGUAAAAGUAUACCGAGAAGAAAUCCCCCAGCAGAUGGCCAACUGGUCUUUGUGAAGCGUGGGCAUGAUACGCACAAGGCAGAAAUGCUGCUAGAGGAGGGCCACAACUACAUCGAGG
This is a messenger RNA of Amoebophrya sp. A25, 238 nucleotides long. The record is from the annotation of a GenBank genome assembly. Lineage: Eukaryota; Dinophyceae; Syndiniales; Amoebophryaceae.